UGCCGCCGCCGGCUCCCCGCCGCCCGGGCCCGGGCCGGCCGCGCCGGGGGCCGCUGCGCUGUCGCCCUGCUGCUCCGCCGCCGGCCGGGCAUGAGUUAGUCGCAGACAUGGACACCAAACAUUUCCUGCCGCUCGACUUCUCCACCCAGGUCAACUCUUCAUCCCUCAGCUCUCCAGCGGGUCGAGGUUCCAUGGCUGCCCCCUCGCUUCACCCCUCCCUGGGCCCGGGAAUCGGCUCUCCACUGGGCUCCCCUGGGCAGCUGCACUCACCCAUCAGCACCCUGAGCUCUCCCAUCAAUGGCAUGGGUCCACCCUUCUCUGUCAUCAGCUCCCCUAUGGGCCCGCACUCCAUGUCGGUACCCACCACACCCACACUGGGCUUCGGGACUGGUAGCCCUCAGCUCAGCUCACCCAUGAACCCUGUGAGCAGCAGUGAGGACAUCAAGCCCCCGCUGGGCCUCAAUGGCGUCCUCAAGGUUCCUGCCCACCCCUCAGGAAACAUGGCCUCCUUCACCAAGCACAUCUGUGCUAUCUGUGGGGACCGCUCCUCAGGCAAGCACUAUGGGGUAUACAGUUGUGAGGGCUGCAAGGGCUUCUUCAAGAGGACAGUACGCAAAGAUCUGACCUACACCUGCCGUGACAACAAGGACUGCCUGAUCGACAAGAGGCAGCGGAACCGGUGUCAGUACUGCCGCUACCAGAAGUGCCUGGCCAUGGGCAUGAAGCGGGAAGCUGUGCAGGAGGAGCGGCAGCGAGGCAAAGACCGGAAUGAGAAUGAGGUGGAGUCCACCAGCAGUGCCAAUGAGGACAUGCCUGUAGAGAAGAUUCUGGAAGCCGAGCUUGCUGUUGAGCCCAAGACUGAGACAUAUGUGGAGGCAAACAUGGGGCUGAACCCCAGCUCACACGUGUCUCUCAGCGGUGGGGAAGACCUGAUGAGCUGCUCCAACAAAUGGCCAGUGCCUUCCACGCCCAACGACCCCGUCACCAACAUCUGCCAAGCGGCAGACAAGCAGCUCUUCACCCUUGUGGAGUGGGCCAAGAGGAUCCCGCACUUCUCUGAGCUGCCCCUGGACGACCAGGUCAUCCUGCUUCGAGCAGGCUGGAAUGAGCUGCUUAUUGCCUCCUUCUCUCACCGCUCCAUAGCUGUGAAGGACGGGAUCCUCCUUGCCACUGGCCUGCAUGUACACCGGAACAGUGCUCACAGCGCUGGGGUGGGCGCCAUCUUUGACAGGGUGCUGACAGAGCUGGUGUCUAAGAUGCGGGACAUGCAGAUGGACAAGACGGAGCUGGGCUGCCUGCGAGCCAUUGUCCUCUUCAACCCCGACUCCAAGGGGCUCUCAAACCCUGCUGAGGUGGAGGCGCUGAGGGAGAAGGUGUACGCGUCACUAGAGGCGUACUGCAAACACAAGUAUCCGGAGCAGCCGGGCAGGUUUGCCAAGCUGCUGCUUCGCCUGCCUGCACUGCGUUCCAUCGGCCUCAAGUGCCUGGAGCACCUGUUCUUCUUCAAGCUCAUCGGGGACACGCCCAUUGACACUUUCCUCAUGGAGAUGCUGGAGGCCCCACAUCAAACCACCUAGGUCCCUGCCACCCACGCGCCAGUCCCGCGCCCCGCCUGGACACAGCUGCUCAGCUCCAGCCCUGUCCCUGCCCUUUCUGAUGGCCCAUGUGGAUCUUUGGGGUGCAGUGUCCCUUGGUCCCAAAAGAUGCGUCACCAUCCUCGUCAUCUUUAUUACUGCUUGCCUUUGGCCCAGGGCCAUGGCAAGAGCUGGUGUGAGACCCAGCCAGCCUCCAUCCCCACAUCGGACUGUUAGGCUACACUGUUGUCACCCUGAGGGGCUU
Acomys russatus (golden spiny mouse) is the source of this 1839-nucleotide messenger RNA. RefSeq names its product retinoid X receptor alpha (gene Rxra). Gene Ontology annotation, molecular function: retinoic acid-responsive element binding; nuclear receptor activity; zinc ion binding. Gene Ontology annotation, biological process: anatomical structure development; negative regulation of transcription by RNA polymerase II; response to retinoic acid. Gene Ontology annotation, cellular component: nucleus; RNA polymerase II transcription regulator complex. NCBI's taxonomy places the organism in Eukaryota, Metazoa, Chordata, Mammalia, Rodentia, Muridae. The transcript is spliced from 11 exons. The record is from RefSeq and is a predicted model, not a curated record. Bases 108 to 1577 code for a protein of 489 amino acids.